Schistosoma curassoni is the source of this 864-nucleotide messenger RNA. Lineage: Eukaryota; Metazoa; Platyhelminthes; Trematoda; Strigeidida; Schistosomatidae. The record is from the annotation of a GenBank genome assembly.
AUGAAAGGGCUCCUUGUGAAAACGUCAAUUAGAACCAUGCUAGGGGAAAUACAUAGCACUACGACACUUGAAGCAAAUAUAACUUCCUCUCUUGAGACAAUUUCCCAAACAAAAUUAGAAACCAUUGUGAUGAACGGAAGUGUUGUGGAAAGAAAGUCUACCAUCGAACUUGUUGAGAAUGUGUAUGAAAUCGGUUGUACUGAAUCAGUGAAUGGAGAAAUUAAGUUUUCAACAAAGAAAAACUUAGCCCAAUCUAAUGUAUUAGGGUUAAUUGCCGAGGGUUCGGAUUUGAUUUUUCAGCGAAUUUUGGUCAAAUCUGCUUUUUCUGUUCCUUUCGAGGUUAUUGGUUUAGAUACAGAUUAUAAUCUAGCCACGGUGUCCUAUAUUGAUCUUGGAGAAAGAAACGUAUCCAUCGGAAAUAGUGAAAUAUCAUUGAGAGGAAUCCAGAGGACUGUGCAUUCUCAAAAAGCCCUUCCGUCAUCCUGGCAAACUUACUUUAUGCAGGACGGCCAUAUGAUACUAAGAAUACAAGUUGGCUCUCCGAUCACCAUAAAGGCGAACGCCAUACCUGAAUUGUUCAAAAAAGAAAUGUAUUUGCCUAAACCAGUCGUCACAAAGGUUUCCUUAAAUUGGGAAGAUGAUCUGGAACUUUAUUCGCGUUUUUUAGACCGAAAGGAUGAAAUCAAAGCUCAAUAUCUUUUAUAUCUGCGCGAUCACCCAGAGAUACAUGAUAUGAUUUCUGACUUUAUUAAAUCAUUAUUACUUCAUAAACCAGAUGAGGUAGUGAAAUACGCUUCAGAAUACUUCAAGAGUUUUUCAGCUCGCGCGUUACCGAGUAGAAUAUUUUCUGUUAAAACUGUAUAA